AUGUCUCCAAAGGAAAUCUACAAUGUUGUCAGACUAGUCCCGAAGCCGGGCAAGUUCCAAGAGGUCGCCGAAGCCUUCAAGACUCUUUCAAAGUACAUCGAGGACCACGAGCCGAAGACGCAGAUUUACUUUGCGCUUCAGCCGCAGGGGACCGAAGAGUUUGUGUUUGUUGAGAAAUACACCGACGCUGCUAACCUAAAAGAGCAUGCAUCUUCUCCAGCGUUCAAGCAGUUCGGGAAAGCCCUUGCGGGAAAUCUGGCUGCGGCGCCGGAGAUCAAGAGAGCUGAUUUCAUUGCGGGAUUCGAGGGGCGAGCGAAGCUUUAG
This is a messenger RNA of Aspergillus calidoustus, 324 nucleotides long. The record is from the annotation of a GenBank genome assembly. Lineage: Eukaryota; Fungi; Ascomycota; Eurotiomycetes; Eurotiales; Aspergillaceae.